Molecule: messenger RNA, 3408 nt
Organism: Anopheles moucheti
Lineage: Eukaryota; Metazoa; Arthropoda; Insecta; Diptera; Culicidae
Product: ABC transporter F family member 4
Exons: 7
Coding region: 136-2631 (831 amino acids)
Cellular component (GO): extracellular region
Molecular function (GO): chitin binding
Source: RefSeq, a predicted model, not a curated record
GUGCAGCUGUUGAUUGUGGAGUGAGCCGCAGUCACUUGUGGUUCCGUCAAACCUUAGGCAUAAUUACUCCUGCUGGUACAGGAGAAAGAGACGACUUUCCUUUGGGCGACAAGAUAGAGUACUAACGGGAAAACGAUGAAAAAGAUCCGGCGAUGGCUGCUACUGUUUGCGGUCAUAAUAGCGCUGAUGGUCCGAGUGGACGGUUUGAAGGCAACGUCGUUGAUCUUCGGACGCGGUCCGGCCACCUCGUCGACGACCACGACCACCAGCACAACGACCGCCGCCACAUCGACGACAGAGGAAUCCGCCGAAGCAGAAGAUGAGGCCGUUGAUCAAGGCGAUGAUGCAGCCACGAAGGCUCCGCUCACCGGCAUACCGCAGGUCGAUUAUGUCUGGGAUCCAAAUUUACCUCGAGAACUGCGAGGAUACAAUUUGUCCAAUUAUCCCUUCCUGGAUUCGGUACCGUCGGAAGAGGACAUUGGUUUUAUGUGCGAUCCAAAGCUGUACGAUGGAUUUUACGCAUCGAUCAAGUACAACUGUCAGCUGUACCAUCACUGUAUACACGGCAUACGGUACGACUUCCUGUGCGCCAACUACACGGCCUUCGACCAGAAGACCUUCAUCUGCCAAUUUGCGUCGGAGGUGGACUGCAAGAACUCGCCCAAAUACUGGUUCCGAAAUGAGCCAUUGUAUAAAGCGACCACGACAACAACGGUGAAACCUCCGCCGACAACUUCGACAACAGCCCCCCCGACGACGGUUCCUACGCGACCGAAACCACUGCGCAAACCGGUCCGAAGAAGGCGUCCGCAGGUGGACUACUAUUACUACGACGAGGACUACGAGGAUGAUUACUACGAGGAGCGCAACCGACGUCGCAAGAAUCGUCCACGCAACCGACGCCCGCUGUACGAUGACUACGAGGAGGACGAGCGGUUUGAACGAGUGCGCUACCGGGAACGGGAACGGGAUCGCGACGAGGAAGAAGAUGAAUACGAGGAUCGUCGACCGUACCGGAUGAAGACGCGCACCCGCACCGGAGCUGAACGGCGGCCAGUGUUGGAGGAUGAUCGCCGGUACUACGACGAUCGGCGUCGUGAUCGACGCCCGGUGGCAGAUGAUCGCAGACGUCCGGCACCGUUGGAGGAUAUGGACGAUGGAAAACGUCCAGCGAUGAUGAGCGAACGAAGGCGCGUACCAAGACCAACGGCCGAUCGACGUCCAGCGGGUGACGAUCGUCGUUCGUUUCCGGCGGACGCCGAAAGUCGACGAGGAUCGGUAGCGGACGAGCGAAAGGUCCCUGCAAAGCGUCCAUUGUACGAUGACCGACGAUAUCAGGACGAGGAGGAGGACGAUUAUGACGCACCAGCUCCAUCGUCUUACGGUGGUGGUCGCCGUGCAUCGGACAAAGGUCGACAGCAGAACGAUGUGGUGACGGUGAAACCAUCCGGCUCGAGCAUUUACGAUCGUCCACGGGCCGCACCGCGCAUUAACCGUCCCGUUCCGCUGAACGAGAAGAGCAAGUACGCGUACGGCAACUCGGAUGCGCCGAAUGGACCGAAGACCUCGAAGAGUUCCACCACCGCAGCGCCAGCUGGCGGUGCGGAACCGGAGUACUAUGACGAGUACGAGGAGCUGCCGGCCCGGCGGGACGAUAAGCGUAAGGAAGCGGACGGUGGGAAGCCACCACGUCCGAGUGCGUCCUCGGAUGUAGUGUACUACGACGAUGUGAUUGUUGCGAAGGAAGACUUGCCACUCCGGUCGGCGCCGGGCAGUGUGCGCAAACCGGAGCAAACGGAGCGUAUCAAUAGCAGAGAUAAUUCGGAACUCGCCAAAGGUUCUCGUGGGAAUAUGAAACAUCAACAACAGCAGCAGCAGCAGCAGAUUGUGUCCAAACCGAACCGAAACGUGUUGCCGGAGAGUGUCGAUCAGGAGGAGGAAGAGGCGGAAUACGACCUGCCAGUAUCGCGUCCUUCCGUCAUUGCCCGACCGCAGGCGAAUCUAUACGGAAACUUCAAGUCGAAGAAACACCAACAGCAGCAGAGGGAGCAACCGUCGACCGAGAGCGCAAGCACUACUCGUGGUCCGCUACGUUCGACCAAGCGGCCGUUUCUACCGAGUCGGGGCGGCAAUCCUUACCUAGCGCGUGGCCUUCAACCGGUGGGUGUCGCAAAGCAGCCGCCCGUCGGGAAGUCACCCGAGCCGGAGAAACCGGCACCGUUUCGUAUCGAUAUCGAUGGCUCCACUACACCGCAGGCCGUGCCGGGGAAGCGCAACCAACAACAAGCUCCCGCGUCCUCCGUUCCACAGCAGCAGGAGGUGGUGAAUGUGAAGACACUCGAUCAGCUGUACGACGAUGAGUACGAUGUGACGCUGAACGAUGCGCUCAAUCCAACGCUGAAGCCGCUGACGCGCAGCGCACCGCAGAACUUCUUCCGCAACCGGUACGUGCACCAGCCGGACACGGAGUUCGUACCGUUCGAGCCGGCCUACGCACCGUCCGAGUUCCGCCGGGCAGCGGUUAGACCGCCGACGCCAUUGCUGUACCAUUCGCCGGUUGCCAUCGAGGCCGGUACGUCCGCUUCCUCGCAACGCCGGGGCGCACACGUGUUCGGUACGUACGAGUACUGAGCUGAUGGACAAUUCCUUCCGCGAACGACUCCUUCCCUGUCCGCACUCCCUCCCUUCCCGUUUAUCCCGCUGGAAAAGAUCUAAUUUAUUUUGAAACCCAUCUCCCAUGCCUAACCGAAUCCUUUCCACCAGACGUCAUUGCCACGUUUGGACAAAGUGCAGCGUUUGAAGGGACCUCUUGCGAUCCCACCUACUGCUAGGAGUGCUUCAUGGGAAAUGCAGUCGAAUGGAAACGGCACCACGUCGAUAGCGCACGUUGUCACUGAAUAUUUUUGUCAAUACUAAUGGAUGGAAAUACUCAAAACAUGUAAAGGUGAUAAUAUGUAGGGUGGAGCAGCAGAGCAAAACAGAUCGGACCAUUUAUCAAGCACAAAGCAGAGGGGAAAUUAAGAAAAAAACGCAUUAUGAAACGAAAAAGCUUCCACAAAACAAAAAAUGGUGUGAAGUGUGCAAUACUGCUGAAACAAUACGCAACACACGGCAUUGUAUAUCGAGAGAAAGCCGAGCGAAUAAGUAGUUGCUAAGCAAAUGAUGAACGUAACUAUAAGAUCGAAUGGUCAUAUAAAUGAGAGGUGAAAAGAAAACACAUUUGGCGCUGGAGAGCGAAUCGAAAAUUAAUGUACACAAUGACAAAUGACGAGUAAAGGCGUACACGGAUACGAUGCUAGUGGUACUACUGGAUGUAAUCAGUUCUUUUCUUUCGUCUUUUUUUGUAUCAAUCUGUGUAUGUAUAGAAAGGUGGCCCUCGAACUUUAUAGCGAACUCGUUGACUAAAUU